Gavia stellata (red-throated loon) is the source of this 1875-nucleotide messenger RNA. RefSeq names its product solute carrier family 23 member 3 (gene SLC23A3). Gene Ontology annotation, biological process: transmembrane transport. NCBI's taxonomy places the organism in Eukaryota, Metazoa, Chordata, Aves, Gaviiformes, Gaviidae. The transcript has 12 exons. The record is from RefSeq and is a predicted model, not a curated record. Gene Ontology annotation, molecular function: transmembrane transporter activity. Bases 13 to 1875 code for a protein of 620 amino acids. Gene Ontology annotation, cellular component: membrane.
GGAGGCAGCAGCAUGAAUGGGGGCCACUGCGGAGCGCCUGAUGCUGGGAGCCCCGUGCUCACAUCCUGUUCUCCACAGAAGAUGUGCUCCUGGAUGCUGAGCUGUUGCUUAGCCCUUCAGCACUUGGCUGUGCAGGUCUCCUUGCUCUGCAUCUUCCACCUCCUCCUCCUGCCCACCCUGCCUGAGGAGCCGUCCCACGCCCAGGCCACCAGCGAACUGCUGGCACGCAGCCUCUUUGCCUGCGGCAUCUCCACAGUGCUGCAGACGACCCUGGGGAGCCGGCUGCCGCUGGUUCAAAUCCCAUCCUUCGAGUACCUGGUCCCUGCCAUGGUGCUGAGUUCCCACCUGUCCCUCAGUGCCAGCGUGGACAGGAACGGCACAGCCAUGGCCAGCACGUGCCCUGCACCACACUGUGCCGUUGCAGGGAGCCGGGCUGCCUCACUGCAAGAGGUCUCUGGAGCUGUGCUGGUCUCUGGGCUGGUUCAGCUGGCGCUGGGAGUGUCUGGCGUGUGUGGGUGGGCAGCCCGGCACUGCGGGCCCAUGGUCCUGGCCCCCAGCCUCUCCAUCAUUGGGCUGUCUGCAUACAAGGAGGCUGCUUUCUUCUGCUCCACUAACUGGGGGGUAGCGCUGCUGCUCAUGCUCCUUGCUGUCACCUUCUCCCAGCACCUGGGGUCCUGCCGCCUGCCCUUCUGUGCCUGGCCGCAGGCUCAGGGGGACUCUGCAGAGAUGUCUGUCCCCACUCUGCGCAUGUUCUCGGUACUAUUCCCAUUUGCUGGUGUCUGCAUUGUCUGUGCCAUCCUCAGCCAUCUCCACAUCCCCUGGGAAUCGCUGGACCUGGCCGUGGCGCAGCUGUCCUGGGCCAACAACACUUUCCAUGCCCCUUGGCUCCACAUCCCCUACGCAGGCGAGUGGGGAUGGCCGCUGCUCACCCCCCGGGCGCUGGCAGUGGGCAUCGCCAUGGCCAUCGGUUGCAGCAUGAACUCGGUGGGCUGCUACGUGCUGUGUGGGAGGCUGCUGCGAGCACCCCGGCUGCCCCCCCAUGCCUGCAACCGGGGGCUCUGCAUGGAAGGGCUGGGCAGCCUCCUGGCAGGGCUGCUGGGCACCCCGGGGGGUACAGCCGCCAGCAUUGGCAACGCCUGCACCACCGGCCUCACGCAGACUGGUUCUCGCCCCUCGGUGCAAGUAAGUGCGCUGGUGUGCGUGGUGCUGGGCAUGUCCCCGAGGUUGGCAGGGCUCCUCACCCGCAUCCCGCUGGCAGUUCAUGGGGGGGUGCUCUGCGUCACCUAUGCCGUGGCCGUGGGCACGGGGAUCUCCUACUUCCAGUACGCGGACAUCGACUCUGGGAGGAACAUCUUCAUCGUUGGCUUCGCCAUGUUCAUGGCACUGCUGGUGCCACGGUGGCUUGGCGCGGCUCCGGCUCACCUGGCCACAGGCUGGGUGCCCCUGGACCUCCUCUUCCUCUCGCUGCUCAUGGUGCCUGUCUUCUUAACUGGCUUCCUGUCGUUUUUCCUGGAGAACACGGUCUCAGGAACCCUGGAGGAGCGAGGGCUGCUCUCCAACCUGGCACUGCGGAAAGCUGGGGCAAGCGAUCGCCACCCCUGUGGAGAGAGGAGCGAAGCCAGCCAGGUGUAUGGGCUCCCUGCCGGGCUGAGGAAGCUGCUGCCAUCCUCCUGCAAAGCCUUCCCCUGCUGCUUUCUCUGCCCGUGGAGUGAGGAAGAGGAGAAGGAAGAGGAAGAGGACAGCUGUGCCCCUGAGGAGGGGACAGCUGCCCCAGGGGAAGGGACACACCUGCUCCCCAAACCUGUCUCGGGGGAGCAGCAGCUGGCCAGGAGGCUGAGUGAGAUGGAGAUGCCCACGUGGCACGCUGUGACCUGA